Molecule: messenger RNA, 630 nt
Organism: Balearica regulorum gibbericeps (East African grey crowned-crane)
Lineage: Eukaryota; Metazoa; Chordata; Aves; Gruiformes; Gruidae
Source: RefSeq, a predicted model, not a curated record
AUGACGGUGUUGGUUAUUGGCCUUGGAGGUGUAACAAAUGGGGGGAAAACAACACUGGCGGAAAAGCUUAAGAAAAUGCUUCCCAACUGUGAUAUAAUCUCUCAAGAUGACUUCUUUAAGCCAGAGUCUGAAGUAGAAACAGAUGAACGCGGAUUUAAGCUAUAUGAUGUACUUGAUGCCCUCUAUAUGGAUGAAAUGGUGAAAAGUAUUCGCAAUUGGAUGAUAUGUCCGGCAAGCACAGGUGUUGUGAUGGAAGAGCCACAGAGUACAUGUGACAAACUGAAAAAUACAGAAGAUGCUUAUAUUUUGAUUGUUGAAGGCUUUCUGCUAUACAACUAUGAGCCGCUUAACGAACUGUGGGAUAGAAGAUAUUUUUUGACCCUUCCUUAUGAAGAGUGCAAAAGGAGAAGGAGCACCAGAGUCUAUCAGCCAGCAGAUACACCGGGGUACUUCGAUGGACAUGUGUGGCCUAUGUAUCUAAAAUAUAAAAAUGAAGUGGAAGAGAAUGCAAGUAACAUUGUUUAUUUGGAUGGAACAAAAUCCCAAGAGGAGCUUUUAUCCUGUGUGUAUAGUGAUAUAAUACAGGAAUUAAAGCUGAGGGAAGGAACAGGUCACAGCAUGAUAAUGUAG